UUUUUUUUGAAAUAUAAAAUAAAACUAUUAUAUAUUAUGAUACUAUUGAAAUGGAUAGGAAUCAAUCGGGAAACAAAUUCAGGCACAAUAUCAUCUCAAGAAGAAUCUCUUAUGACGGGUUUUAUUUGUUCAGAUGGUGGUGAUAAGCUUUUUGGUUUUGAAAAUUUUGGAAAUACAUGCUAUGCAAAUUCAGUACUUCAAACUCUUUAUUAUUCAAAACCUUUUCGUGAUGGUGUGAUGCGAUAUCCUAAACCUAUUUCUGUAUCACCUAAUAUACAAAAUACUGAAUCUUUUUCAGAUGAUUCUGCAACACAUUUAGAAGAGUCAUCUUUUGAUUUAUCCUUAUCCUUCGCUUCAUCUUCUUUGAUUUCUCAUAAAUCAUCUAAUAACUCUCAUACGCAUAUGAAUGGUACAAGGCUUCAUUCUAGAUCUUUUGAUGCAUCAUUUUAUAAAAAAAAUAAUUUAAUGGAUAAUACUAUGUUAUUAAAUAAUGACGAAACAUAUAAAAAUAGACGUCUUAUGGGAAAAUUCAAUGUUAAUAUUGAUUCAUCUCAUUGUUCAACAUAUGGGAUGAGAGAAUCUUUAUUUACAUGUGUCAGAGAUAUUUUUGCUAGUAUUAUUCAAUCUCAUGUUAAGGAUGGAAUAUGUUCUCCAACAAAAUUAAUUGAAGUUUUACGCCGUGAAAACGAAUUUUUUCGAGGUAAUUUGCAUCAAGAUGCUCAUGAAUUUCUUAAUUAUCUUUUAAAUGUUAUACUUGAAUCUAUAGAAGAACAUGAUAAAUUAAAUACUCAUACGAAUGGCAAUAUUUCGAUUAAUGGUGAAAGUAAUUGUUCCGUCUCUGCAAAAUGGUUCCAUUCAAUUUUUGAAGGUGUACUUACUAGUGAAAUCCAAUGUCUUACAUGUGAAAGUAUUACUUCUCAUGAUGAAUCUUUUCUUGAUCUUUCUAUUGACGUCAAUAAAAAUACAUCAGUUACAUCAUGUCUUAACUCCUUUUUUUCUCCAGAAAUACUUGCUGGAAAUAAUAAAUUUUAUUGUGAUUUUUGCGGGGAUUUACAAGAAGCUGAGAAACGUAUAAAAAUAAAACGUCUUCCGAAGAUAUUGGCUUUGCAUUUGAAACGAUUUAGAUGUAUUGAGGAAAAUGGAAAUUAUACAUUUUCUAAGCUUUUUCACACUGUUGUUUAUCCCUACUAUCUGAGAUUAUCUAAUACCACGGAUGAUGCAAAUGAUCCAGACCGUCUAUAUGAGCUUUAUGCGGUUGUAGUUCAUCUUGGAAGUGGGCCAUAUCAUGGCCAUUAUGUUUCUGUAAUCAAAACGGAAUUAGGCUGGACAUUAUUUGACGAUGAACGUGUAGUACCUGUUAAUGAAAUAUUUGUUCGAAGGUUUUUUGGAGAUCUUCCUGGAGAAGCUACUGCUUAUGUUCUUUUUUAUCAAACACUUGAUAUCACUUUAUAA
Molecule: messenger RNA, 1452 nt
Organism: Pneumocystis murina B123
Lineage: Eukaryota; Fungi; Ascomycota; Pneumocystomycetes; Pneumocystales; Pneumocystaceae
Exons: 5
Coding region: 37-1452 (471 amino acids)
Biological process (GO): protein deubiquitination
Cellular component (GO): nucleus; cytosol
Molecular function (GO): cysteine-type deubiquitinase activity; cysteine-type endopeptidase activity
Source: RefSeq, a predicted model, not a curated record